Messenger RNA from Populus trichocarpa (black cottonwood), 1255 nucleotides. RefSeq lists its product as uncharacterized. The coding region runs from base 175 to 735 and encodes 186 amino acids. NCBI's taxonomy places the organism in Eukaryota, Viridiplantae, Streptophyta, Magnoliopsida, Malpighiales, Salicaceae. The transcript is spliced from 3 exons. The record is from RefSeq and is a predicted model, not a curated record.
UAGCUGACAAGUUAACCCAGGAGGCCUAGACCGUUAGGUCUGUCUAUACUUUCUACCUGCAUCUCAAACAAAAACUCCCGGGAAAGUACAUCUAACAGAUUCUUCGUUAAUCUUUUUAAGGACUCGGAGACAGAGAGGUGGGGAGGAAGAAGUCGAGAGAUUAACUCUUCAUUUAUGGGGUGUGAUUAUGAUUCUCCAUCAUCUUCACCACCAACACCACCAUCACCUCUUCCCAUAAGCAUUGGAGCUGGAAAUCACAAGUACAAUUUCUCCUGCUCCCCCUCUCCUUCACCGCCCUUUUCCCCUCCUCUUUCUAGCCACACAUCUUCUGAAAACCUCCAUCCCUUGCUUCAAAAGCUGGCUAGUCCUAAACGGGUGCCUUCAGCAUUUUCGUUGGAUCGGCCGGAUCCUGAUGCGCUGGAUUCUAAGAGUUCUUGCCUUGAAGACUUAAAUGAAUCUCUCUGUUUCCUCAUUCAUUUUGGGAUAACCAAAACUUGCACCGUACUUUAUAGAAACAAUAACAAAAAGAAAAGGAAAUUCAUGUCGAAUCGACCCUGCACACCCCCAUUAGAUUUGGUCGAGCUUGCCUGGACCUUUUUGAGUUUUGACUGGCAGGUUUUUUCCCCUUUCCUUUCGGUUUCAAUACAUGGACCAACCAGUCAAAAGCAGCAAAAUGUGAACCAAAGACAGCGGAAUCUGCCCAUUCUUGACUGUCAGGAAAAUUGCAACGGCUAGAAUGGUUUGUGGAGAGAUGCUGUGGCUUCUGUUCCAAGCUUGUUUAAGCCCAUCAUCACAUUCCUACAACCUCUUCUUCUCCACCGUUGUCGCGAAGAACCAGAUGCAAUUAUUUCUACUAACUGCAUUCAAAUCCCUGAAGCACCAUUUUACUGAGCAAGACAGGUGCAUAUAUACAGUUAUAACAAAAAUUCUCAUAGAAACCAGCCCCGAGCCACAGUUUUUUUCUUCUUUCUUUUCUUCUCUCUUCUCAACUUACAUAUUACAACGAACAAGAGACGGGCUAUAUGGUGUCAACCUUAACUCUCUCAUUUUCAGUCUUGUGCAAUGUCAGCACAUAGUUUGACGGUUGUGGCUUUCAUUCAAACAUGUAAUAUUAACACGACUCUCGAAUCCCUUGGAAGAGAGAGUUGACCAUCAUGGCAAGAUGGUUAAAUUUAGAGUGCCGGACAGAGUGCUGUAAAUAUAAAAGCGGACUGGUUUGGUUGUGCAAUAAAAUACAAUCACCAAUGAUGUGAAA